Thlaspi arvense is the source of this 787-nucleotide messenger RNA. The record is from the annotation of a GenBank genome assembly. Lineage: Eukaryota; Viridiplantae; Streptophyta; Magnoliopsida; Brassicales; Brassicaceae.
CCCAAACCAGCCAUUAGUACAUGCCUUAGAUCCUUUCGACACAACUUCAACUUUGUCAUCUCCUUCGUCGGCGAAUCCCCGAUUUGCCGGAGCUUGAGGCUGAGCAAUCAGUGAAGAUAAAAUCUAAUAACCAUGGAUUCUCCAACCAGUUCACUGAAAACGGUUUCGGACGACGAAGAGAUAGAUUACUCCAUCAAGCCAGAAUUCUAUGAUUCAGAUCUGGACGAUAAAGAUGAGAUGUGGAUGGUUAAGAAAAGAGAUGGUCGUACUUCUGAUGCUGUCCUCAGCUGUCCAGCUUGUUUCACCACUGUCUGCUUAGAGUGUCAAAGGCAUGAGCAGUAUGUGACACAGUACAGGGCAGUCUUUGUAGUCAAUUGCAAAGUAGAUAAAGACAGGGUCGUGCAACAGAAUGCGAUAUCCUCAAAUGUUGGUAAACGAAGGAGAGAUUCUGAGAAGCGAGAAACUGUUUCUGCGGAUGACGAAACAGUGAACCCUGUCUUUUGCUCAACUUGUUCGACAGAGAUCGGAGUCGUGGACGGUGAAGAGAUCUACCAUUUCUCUAAUGUCAUUCCAAGCGAGCCUUAAAAAACCAUUAAUACUUUUCGAGUUUUUUGGUAACAAUUUUCGAAGUGGUGAUUACGGUGUAGGUUUCGAUAGUUUGGGUUUGUGUGGAUGUUUUGUGUAUAUUUAUUUAUGAAUGAUUCCAUAACCUAAACAAUUUGAAAUUGAUCAUUGCGCAAAAGCCAAACGGAGGAAAGCUUUAAUCUAAAGUUUUAAUCAGAAAAAU